Molecule: messenger RNA, 2000 nt
Organism: Microdochium trichocladiopsis
Lineage: Eukaryota; Fungi; Ascomycota; Sordariomycetes; Xylariales; Microdochiaceae
Product: WD40 domain-containing protein
Exons: 2
Coding region: 185-1729 (514 amino acids)
Biological process (GO): protein localization to mitotic spindle pole body; microtubule anchoring at mitotic spindle pole body; mitotic sister chromatid segregation
Cellular component (GO): mitotic spindle; microtubule organizing center; MWP complex
Molecular function (GO): protein binding
Source: RefSeq, a predicted model, not a curated record
CCUUACUCAGGGCAAAAGCCUUAGCAAUCCCACCCCAGGCGGCCAGUAGGCACAGAUCCGGAGGGUCCUCCGAUGUGCUUCUUCGGAUCAACCCAGUGGAUCAGUCACCAGCCGGUUUGGAUUCAAACCAAGUCUUCUCGCGACGUGUGCGCCACAACCAAACACGACGCCCAGAAAGGGCACGAUGUUGUACUCGAGAGUCUUGAAAGGCUCUCCUCAUUGUCUUCCUAGUCCCGAUGGCAACUCCAUCGCGGCGCUCCUCGCCUCCGCCAUCGCCAUAAGAGAGGUGCAGACAUUACAAGUCACCAACACCAUCAAGUUGCCUGCCGGCCUGUCUGGGGGCGUUGUGGCAUUCUCAUGGGCUCCUUCAGCCACGAGAAUACUUGUUGCCGUGGUUGACCAGGUGCACGUCUUUUCAACCAUCCCCGGCGACAGUUAUCACGCGGUCAUUCGACUGGCCACGUCGAGUGUUGCAAAGCCGACAUUGGUCACGUUCGGAGCCGCCGAUGACGAGGUCCUUGUUUUCUCCACGCAUGGAAUCAAGCUCUCCAUCUUCAACUUGUCAUCUUCGACGACAAUAGAGAUAGCAAACCCAAAGUUCUACACGGCACCCGCAGCGGCUCGUGGGCACUGCAUUCGACCCAAGAGCAAUCACUUGGCCUUGCUGACUCGCAAUGCAGGCAAGGAUAUGAUCAGCAUUCAUCCCCCCCGGUCCCGAGAGCUCAUGAGGUCCUGGACGGUAGAGACCAUUGAUGCGCAAGGCCUAACGUGGACCCCCGAUGGCAACUGGCUCCUAGUCUGGGAAUCUGCAGCUCACGGUCAUAGGCUGCUAUACUACACUCCAGAUGGACACCUAUUCAAUGAAUGGCACGGGCCAAAGCCUGGACCUGGAGACGUUGAUUUGCAUCUAGGUGCUGGCAUCGGGCACCUUAAGCUGGGUGCUGUUGGCGAGCUCAUCGCCAUUUCGGACAGCUCUCGAGCAGUCACAGUCUUGAGCACAUCCACCAUGGCCGAGAAAGCCAGGCUCACGCAUACGGACGAUAUUCGCCCUUCAGAGACGCUGCAAGUCUGGCAAGAGCAAUCAGUCACACAGACAGAGCAAGCCGGGCCAAUAUUUGCAAAGGCAACUCAGACAGUCGCCCCUCCCGGCGGCUCUGUUUCUGGAUCGUCUGACGCCAAGUCUGGAUGCAAUCUCAUAGCUUUCGAUUGCUCGUGCACGCUCCUAGUCACACGCUUGGCCGCUGCACCCAGCACGUUGUGGAUAUGGGACAUUCCCAAUGCAGAGCUCCGGGCGGUUCUGGUAUAUCACUCUGAUGUGGUGCAAGUCCAGUGGCACCCAACACAGGCGGAAUUGUUAUUGAUACGUUGCGAAGCGGCUGCAUUGGGCACGAUAUUCGUCUGGGAUCCCCUCAGUCAAGGUCCUCGUACUCUUGGCAUUGAAUCUCGCCUGAAGCUUCGCAAGAUCACUGGGAAAUUACAAGUCAGGUGGCUCGAUCGAGCAGAUGAAUUGGCAUCUGUUUUCUAUGCCGACGACUCGUCCUUUGGCUUGUGCCUACUGGCAGACAACGACUCUGAUUUGGCUGAGUGGUUUCCGCAGGGUCAAGAAGAUCAGGACUCAUUUCUGUCUCUGGCUGGUUCAGAUAGACGAAACGGCACUGCUUCACUGCUUGAAGACUUCGACGACGAUCAUAGCGACAUGGAGGACACAUUCCACUUCAAGAGAACAUAAUAACCUACUCGAGCCGAUGGUGGAAUAUGCUCUCGUUCCAGGGUCCCCGUAUCGUGGUACAUGAGCCACAGGCUGGAUAUGCACAAACUCAUGCUUAUACGUUAACUGCAUAUCGCUGCGGUGAAAUCGUGGCGAGUCCGACAUUCGGCGGACCCAAACACGAUGAAAAUGCCAAGCUGCAAGUCUGCUUGAUUGCGGGCCUCCAUGGCUCCGUAAUGAUUAGGUCACCCUUCAGCUGCCGGUAAGCCUCGACUUGAGCGCUUGAGACAUA